This is a messenger RNA of Photinus pyralis (common eastern firefly), 1354 nucleotides long. Its product is annotated as mast cell tryptase-like. The record is from RefSeq and is a predicted model, not a curated record. The coding region runs from base 14 to 1123 and encodes 369 amino acids. Gene Ontology annotation, biological process: proteolysis. The transcript has 5 exons. Gene Ontology annotation, molecular function: serine-type endopeptidase activity. NCBI's taxonomy places the organism in Eukaryota, Metazoa, Arthropoda, Insecta, Coleoptera, Lampyridae.
AAUUGCGAGAGAAAUGAUGAGGAGGAUAUGCGGUGUGAUUUAUUUGUGGGUAACGGUCUAUUGUAAUCGGGCCGAUGCGGAGCCGGCGCGCAGGGGCUUGGAAAGUAAUGGAUACAAUGGUUUGGAAACGAUUCUAGGGAGCGAUGAUACCAAAACUGUCGCGUUUCCCUGGCCGACUGUUUCAUCGAGUGCGGCCGCAGAAAACCUUCCAGGAGGAUACGUUUGUGCGCCCAUUGGAUCUUGCACAACUGCGUCAAAUAGUAAUGAAAUUGACAUCAGGAUUAUAACACCGGGUAGUACGAAUCCGUGUCCUCGAGGGCAGACUCUUUGUGCUACACCUACGGGAGCAAGCCAAUGUGGGUUACGUUUCGCGACCAAUCUUUCGAAUGUGGAUGGAUUAGCCUCACCCGGAGCAUUUCCCUGGCAGGUUUACUUGGUUAACCAAACAGGAUACGCGGGAAGCGGGGUUUUAAUCAACGAAUAUCACAUUCUGACGGCAGCUCAUAAAGUGUAUUUGAACGGAGCGUCUCCAGAAAUGGUCGGAGUUUAUUUGGGAGUACACAAUCCGCAACAGUUGACUGUACGCCAUGCCGUGCACAGAAUUUUGCUCCAUCCCAACUUUAACCCAACAACUCUGUUUAAUGACAUAGCGAUUCUGAGAUUGAGCGCUGCCAUAACCCCUCUACCUCAAAUGCUAGUAAAUUCCGUCUGCCUUCCUUCGCAACAUCAAGUAUUUGAAGGACAAGCAUGCUGGGUAGCUGGCUGGGGACAAUCUGGUUACGUCAUAACCAACACGCUCCAAGAGAAGAGACAAGUCCAAGUUCCCAUCGUAAACUACAACAUGUGCUAUGCAUCAAUGAGCAGUGAAUCUGUACUAGGAGCGAAUGCAAAACGAUAUUUGGACCCCGUCGGAGAACUAUGCGCUGGAGGUCAGGGCUCUAGAGACGCUUGCAUGAACGACGGUGGAGCGCCUUUAACUUGCGAGGUUAACGGAAGAUUCUACGUUGCCGGAUUGGUGCUCUGGGGGAAAGGCUGCGGUGUGCCCGGAAUUUACGGAGUGUACGCCAACGUGACGAAUUACGUUAACUGGAUCUCGAGCGCAAUGGCUCUGCUAACUGGAUAAAUGAACUAAUACAGUUGGGAUAAAGCGCGUUGCGCAUAAUGAAUGCACGGUACAAAAAAAUUCCAUGAAUCCGUAAUAAAGGAAACUCAAUUAAAAAUUACACUGCGUAGAGAACUUUUUUAGCUCGUUUAAUCUGGAACGCCAGACGUUGUAAAAAUGAUUUAAUUAGUUUUUAUGGGAACCUUAUAAUAGUUUUUGUAUGCUCAGAAUAUAACGGAUCUAAAAGUUUAA